UGUAAACACAUGGUUUGUUUGUUGUCCAGUUAGGUAUAACCUCAAAACUUGAUUAAAUUUGAUAUGGUUUUAGAUUGCCUUGUGUUUUGAAAUACUAUAGCAAUAAGGAUAUUUGUAUUACUUUUAUUGUUAAUAUUUUAUUAGGUAUAAUGCAGAACAAUGUAUCAUUUAUUAAAUCUGUUCAUAAAAAACUCCCGAUUACUUCAGUUAGAUUUUCUGAUAAGUAUGUCUUAGCUGGAAUUGGAGGUGAUUUGUGUAUGUAUGAUACUGAAACGAGUACUGUUAAAAUGCAAAUCAAUGUUCUUGAUAACAUUACAAUUCAUGGAAUUUGUCAGAAAAAAGAAAAUAACAUUAUGUGUGUUUUUGGAGGAACACAUAUUGCAAUUUUAGAUACUAACCUCAAAUCAUCUGUGAUACGGUUGAAAUCAAUACAUAAGUGGAAAGUAAAAGACUGGAUUUUGUGCAGUGAGUGGUUGAAAGACACAACCAAGGCACAACUGGUUACUCUUUCUGCUCACAAUCAAUUAUCAUUGUGGGAUCCCUACUCAGGAAGUAACAUCACUACAGUGACGUGUACUGAACAAUGCAUUUUAUAUUGUGGUUCAUUAGUAAUGUGUGGAGAUAAGUGGACCGACGUGGUGGUGAUAGCAGGCACUGUGUUCCAGCAGAUCAUUGUCUGGGGAGUGGGAGACAACUCCACAUCAGACAGACAAGUCGUGCACAGGUUGUCCGGACAUAGAGGUGUAAUAUUCUCAGUGGUGUAUAAUGAACAGUUACGGUUAAUCUCGUCUACCUCAGAUGACAGAAGUAUCCGAGUGUGGUCCAUCGUCUCAGCCAGUAGCCAGUCAACUCUCUCUGUAGAUGACUGGAAGAGUGCUUCUGUGACACUUAUCCUCACAGUGUUUGGUCACACUUCCAGAGUCUGGCAGAGCUGUAUAUUGGCUGACAAGAAAAUCAUCAGCUGUGGAGAAGAUUCAACUGUGAGCCUGUGGCAGGAACACGGAGAAUGUGUUUCACAGCAGGAGACCCACCAGGGUGGUGGAGUGUGGUGCAUGGAUGUGAAGGAGAUUUCGGGAGAGGUAAUUGUGGUAACUGGAGGGGCAGAUGGAGGUAUCAGUGUUUGGUCCGUAGACACUGCCCCGCCCCAAAGUCUGCCCCUACCAGUCCCACCUGAAACUCCUCGUCGAAUAGCCUUACUCAUGGACCAUCGCCCACUUGUCACCACAGAGGCAGGAAAACUCCUGCUGUAUGCCAACGACUCUUGGAGCACAGUCUUCUCUGACACUAGAAUUGCUAAUUACUGCUUGUUGGAGAUGUCACCCUCUCGGUUGCUGAUUGCCUUGGCCUCAAUUAAAGGACACUUAAUCAUAUUGAGAAGUACUGAUUUUGGAGUGGUAUUAGAUAAGCAAGUGGGUGAGGGCAGAAUUUUUUCCUUACAUUGGCUUAGAGAGGACGUUCUACUUUCUUGUCAUGAUAAUGGAAAUCUCUCUGUUUGGAAAAUUCAUAAUACAGAUCUGAAUGAACUCGGGAUGGUGAAUCUGCCAGCCUGCAAGGAACGUUGGACCACAGCAGCUGUUAUGCUGGAUGAUGACGCAGUUGUUUAUGGAGAUAGAGGAGGGAACAUCCACUACUCACCUAUACUGCCACGACAAUCUCACUGCUGUGAUGCAGUAAAGACAGUGUCAAGGGUUCACAGUCAGCUAGGGGUGUGCUCAUUGUGUGUGGUGGAGGGCCAGGUCUGGUCCACUGGUCGAGAUGGCACUGUCAAAGAUGCAGUAAAGGACAGUGUAAGGUUUCACAGUCUCAGCUAUGGAGUCGUGCUCAUUGUGUGUGGUUGGAGGGCCAGGGUCUGGUCAUGUGGAGAUGGCACUGUCAAAUCAUUAAUACAGGUCAACACUCUUGAUGCAGUAAGACAGUGUCAAGGUUCCAGUCCAGGUGGGGUGUGCUCAUUGUGUGUGGUGGAGGGCCAGGAUGCAGUAAAGGACAGUGUCAAGGGGUCACAGACGCUAGGGGGUAGGCUUAUUGUGUGUGGUGGGGGGCCAGGUCUGGCCACUGGUCGAGAUGGCACUGUCUCAAACAUUAAUACAGGUUCCAACACUCUGUACUUGUUAUUAGGAUGCAGUAAGACAGUGUCACAAGGGUUCAAAGUCGCUCGGGGUGUGCUCAUUGUGUGUGGUGGAGGGCCAGGAUGCAGUAAAGUCAGUGUCAAGGGUUCACAGUCAGCUGGGGUGUGCUCAUUGUGUGUGGUGGAGGGCCAGGUUGGUCCACUGUCGAUGAUGGCUCUGUCAAACAUGAAAUACAGGGUCCAACACUCUGUACUUGUAUUAGGAUGCAGUAAGACAGUGUCAAGGGUUCACAGUCAUCUCAGGGGUGUGUUGUGCUCAUGUGUGUUGUGGUGGGAGGGCCAGGAUGCAGUAAAGACAGUGUCAAGGGUUCACAGUCAGCUAGGGGUGUGCUCAUUGUGUGUGGUGGAGGGCCAGGUCUGGUCCACUGGUCGAGAUGGCACUGUUAAACAGUUUUCUGUAUCUCAAUGUGGUCUUACUCUGGUAUCAACUAGUCACCUGCCUAUCAACUGGGCUGCUCAGUUACUUCUCAACCCGGCUGCACUGCUCUGCUUCCAUGAGUCCAGUGUUGUACUGUGGAGCUUGAAGGAGCGGAGAAAGCUAUUAUCCUUGCAGUGUGGGGGUGGCCAUCGCUCGUGGAGCUUUUUGGUGGACAACAAUCAAUUUUGCUUCUCCUACUUAAAAGAUAAAACUGCACACAUUAUCCAAUGUCCAAUGCUCCAAAUUUCAAAGCCUUCUUUAAUGGAAGGUUUCCAUGUGCGAGAGAUCAACAGCAUGGCUCUAGUGAUGGAUGACUGGAUGGUGUCUGGAGGGGAGGAUGGGACCGUGCGGUUGUCUCAUGUGACUGACAAAGGAUGGACCACACCAGCAGUGGCACAUAGUCACUUGUCUAGUGUUCGCACUGUCACUGUCACACGGUUUGGCCACCAGAUACUGCUCUUCUCCGCUGGUGGACGUGCUCAAUUAAAAAUGUGGAAAAUCAACUUAGGUUGUCCAAAGACUGCCUCAUUGACAGAGCAAGCCUCAGUUAUGCUGAGAGAGGAGAGGCGAGGACGACACUGGCUCAACAACUCUCCUGUCUCAGACCCUGAGACUAGAUACAUGGGCCUACACACUAUACAAUCAACCCCAUCAACUCUUCUUGUACUGGCUGCUUGUUCUGAUGCCUAUCUAAGAGUAUUUCGUUUGGAUUCAAUUAAUGGAGAACUGGAAAAAUUGUGGUUGUACAAAAGUGUUAAAAGUAGUCAGUGUUGCAUGUUGAGAGUGACAUCGUUCCGUUGUCAUGUGACAGUAAUUGUGACAACUGCGACAGACGGCAGUGUGACCUUGUGGGAGCUUGACAGUUUAACAGUGUUUGCCAGUGAACGGAUCCAUCAGAAUGGAGUGAACAGUGUGAGUGUGAUCACCGAAGGGUUGGGGGAGGGGAAGGUGUUGCUGGCUACAGGAGGGGAUGACAACAUGUUAUCACUACGAAGCUACCAGUUACACUCACCACUGUCAGUAACUACCACCACAUCCUGGUCCUGUUCCACCCUCCACUCAUCUGUUAUCACUGGUGUGGAGUUAACGAAUGAAUGGCUACUCUGCUGUGGGGCAGACCAGCGAGUCUCACUUCUCACUUGGCUUCUCUCAGAGGACAAUCUCACUGUUAACCUUGUGGCUCAGUACUGCUGUUCAGUGCCAGAUAUCAAGGGUCUCACUAUCCUCCAUCCUGGAAAAUGUGAGGAGUUCACCUUUUGUGUUUAUGGAGUUGGGAUGGAAGUCCUGGAAUCAAAGCAGAUAAAAAGGACCGAGUCACAUUGUUCUUUAUGACAAUAAAUACACUAUUAAAUAAAAAAAGAUAAAUGUGAAUUUUUUUCUACAUUGAUGGAGUGAA
Molecule: messenger RNA, 3939 nt
Organism: Homalodisca vitripennis (glassy-winged sharpshooter)
Lineage: Eukaryota; Metazoa; Arthropoda; Insecta; Hemiptera; Cicadellidae
Product: WD repeat-containing protein 6
Exons: 20
Coding region: 150-3875 (1241 amino acids)
Biological process (GO): tRNA methylation
Cellular component (GO): cytoplasm
Molecular function (GO): protein binding
Source: RefSeq, a predicted model, not a curated record